Molecule: messenger RNA, 408 nt
Organism: Prunus armeniaca (apricot)
Lineage: Eukaryota; Viridiplantae; Streptophyta; Magnoliopsida; Rosales; Rosaceae
Source: the annotation of a GenBank genome assembly
AUGAAGAAUUUCGAAAGUUCAAGCGCAACCAAUGAUGAACUUUUGACGAUUACGGAUGAGGAGCGUAAAGGAAAAGUCAUUGCAAAUUCUUUGGAAAUGAAGGGUAGUAAGAUUCUGCUGGGAAACAAAACAAGUUGUGUUGUUUUGGUUGUGAGAACAGUGAAGAUCAAUAAGCAUGAUAGUGUUGUUAGCCUUAGUGAUUAUGGUGUUCUAUACUCGCUUGUCAAGUUGGGCAUGCGAAACAUCUUUGUCCCAAUUUGUGAGAGAGUGUUGGCAAGUCCUUAUUUAGUUAGGAUUUUGGUUAGAACAUCCACAAUAGGCUCCCUAAACUACUUCCUUAGACAAAUUUUAGGGAGGAAUCGUAAAAAUGCAACUCCAACCACGCUCCUUAUUCACCUCUUAAAAUAG